Molecule: messenger RNA, 711 nt
Organism: Cyclocybe aegerita
Lineage: Eukaryota; Fungi; Basidiomycota; Agaricomycetes; Agaricales; Hemipholiotaceae
Source: the annotation of a GenBank genome assembly
AUGACUCUCAUCGUUGCAGACGACGAGGAGAUUGACUGUGAGAAGAUAUCGGGGAUAAGGCCGAAGUUGUCGGGCCGAUUGUGGCAGCCUGUUUUGCCUCUCGCCAUGUCGAACGAAAGCCCGAUCGUUGUUGCGCCCCGCCCUGUGCGCCUCGCCUCUGCCUUCUUCUCGCGCAGACAGGACACAGAAGACCUCAAGGUCUCCUUCUUCGCGGAUAUCCGGGAGAGCCCGUCCCCGGCGAGCGCCGAGCAGCCCCGCUCGCUGUCCCGCUCACCCUCCUAUUCCCGCCCCCCGAGCUCCGCGCUGCCCUCCGAGGCCCUCGACGAGUUCCUCUCCAUCCUCCGCCCCACCUUCGCCCGGAAGCCCCGCCCCGCCGCCUUCCCGGCCUUCCUCCCCGAGCGGCCCCUUGCCUUCCGGCCCCUCCAGCGCAUCGACGGCCCUGCGCCGGCCGACCGUGCUGAUCUCGACCCCCGCGACGACCACCUGCCCACCCCCGACGAGCACACCGAGCCCAGACAGCCCCAGCAGGAGCUCGAUGUCCGCUGGUUCUCCUCCUCCCUCCUCUCCUCCCCCAUCUCCCGUAUGCACACCCGCAACCCCUUCCAGCGCAACCACGACACCCACUCCCCAGUCCCGUCGCCCUCCCCCCUCAGCCCCGCAGCCGUUCCACUCCCCGCACCGUCGCCGACCGAAUUCCUCGACACCAUAUGA